Messenger RNA from Aspergillus versicolor CBS 583.65, 654 nucleotides. Its product is annotated as GFA family protein. The coding region runs from base 49 to 522 and encodes 157 amino acids. The record is from RefSeq and is a predicted model, not a curated record. Gene Ontology annotation, molecular function: carbon-sulfur lyase activity. Lineage: Eukaryota; Fungi; Ascomycota; Eurotiomycetes; Eurotiales; Aspergillaceae. The transcript is spliced from 2 exons.
UGCAACAGCUUUACCAACGAUCAGUUUCCCCUGAAGUCGCGCUAAAUCAUGUCAGCUCCUCAAAAUGCAGCCGUAGUUCUGACGGGUGGCUGCCUCUGUGCAGCCAUUCGAUACGAGGUAUCAUUCCGAAAGGACGGUCAAUGGCCACCAGUGUCUGAAAGCUGCCAAUGCACGAUGUGCCGGAAAUGGACCGGUGCCUUGAUUUAUCAGUACCUGUCUGUCUCUCCAGAUCAAGUCUCCCCACCAUUCAACUCGUUCCCGACAUACAAAGAAUAUCCUUCAUCAUCCGGCCGAUACCGUGGGUUCUGCGGUCAGUGCGGUAGUUCUUUGAUCUGGAGGUCAGACAGAGAGAGUGAGCGCCAAUCGUGUGAUCUUCUGCUUGGAAGUAUAGACGAGCGAUGGCUUGUGGGAGAAGAAACAGAGAGUGGAAGGGCCGGUGGAUUUGGCAAGAUACUUUGCAAGCCCUCUGGGGCACAGCACUGGCGUGGAAAUGCCAUCGAAGGUGUAACGGACUUCCUCUAGACGAGGUCCAUCGCACUGGGAAGGAGGCAGUGUAAUUCAACAAUCAGCUUCUACUGUAAUGUUUAUUAUUAUCUACACCACAGAAUGAACCAAAACACACGCACCUCGCAUGCAGGAUGAGGUCAUUGCUAG